This is a messenger RNA of Xyrichtys novacula (pearly razorfish), 12646 nucleotides long. Lineage: Eukaryota; Metazoa; Chordata; Actinopteri; Labriformes; Labridae. The record is from the annotation of a GenBank genome assembly.
GGCUUUUUCCGGCGAUUUCUGUCGGUUAGCUAGCUAAACUGAUUAGCCUGCUACUGCCAGCUAAUGUUUGUGGGAUGUUUAUUGUAAGCUGAACCGGAGUGGAUGAUACAAAUAGAGUAGAAAAAUGGCGGACGUAGAGGGACAAGGGAUCUCCUCAUCUGUCCCUCCGUUGUCUCACCCUUCGUCUCGUAACGGCUCCGGUAGCGGUAACGUUACACCGGGCACCGGCGACAGCUGCCAGGCGGCAACCACCGUUACUUCAGGCCCGCGGCUAGUCCGGAUAGUGAAGUCUGACUCGGGCUAUGGGUUUAAUGUCCGGGGACAAGUUAGUGAAGGAGGGCAGCUACGGAGCAUUAACGGGGAACUGUACGCUCCUCUGCAGCAUGUUAGCGCUGUCUUACCGGGAGGCGCCGCCGACAGAGCCGGUAUAUCGAAGGGGGAUAGAAUCCUCGAAGUGUAAGUGGCUAAUAUAUUGUUACUUACAGACAAACCACUGUGUCAAAACGUGUUUGAAUGGAACAAUAUAGGAGAGCAUGUGUGCAUCAUUUACCGUAUCUUCAUUAGUGUCAGUCACUAAAACCUCUCUGUGUGUGUUUGUCUGUGUAGCUUGAUACUUGUCUAGCAAGACAGAAUAGCUGUUGAUCCCAAUGAAAGGAGUGUCUGUGUGUGUCCGAGAGGAGAGAUCCAGGGAUCAUUUUGUAUUCUUGUCACAUUGCAACCUAUUCCUCUCAUUCACAGCAUACCACCUCUUCAGCACCUCACAUCACUGUAACCAGGUGCAUUGUGUAAUCAAACUGCAUUACAUAUUGUCUGAGUUUGUUUGCUUUACUUUCAGAAAUCCUGAGAGUUAAGACAGACAAGUAGUAUGACAAACAUCACUGAAAUUAGAAAAUUAACCCCACAUGGUCUUGAUAACUGCAGCAGUGUGUAUGUAUGCUGCAUGUAGGACAAACGUGGUCCCCAAUGGCACCUUUUAGUAUGCACAGAGAUUGCUUGCUGAUGUUAGGCUCUGUUGCUAUGGAGAGGAAGACGCAGCAUACAGCUCAGCAUCAGCACUGGUCCUUCAGUGUGACUGUGACUGUUGAAUAAGGUGAUGCAGGAAAGGGGGGGAUGCCAUCAGUUCGAUUCUGAUUGGCUUCUGCCUGCAAAAUUCAACAUUUCAUUGGCUGGAUUUUGCACACUGCUUCCUUAAUGCAUGGCCUGCAGUAACCUGGCAGUUUGUUGACCCCAUUAUUCCGCUGUGCGUGUGUGCAUGCAUCUGAUUUCACGUAUGUGCAGUUGGCUUUUUAGAACUUCCGCUUGGCCAUUUACAAUCAAUAUGUCCGAGUAUAUUUUCAAAUAGCCCCUGCAUCUGAACUUGUGAUGCACAUUGAUCCAAACAGUAAGACCCCUUUUUAUUUGUUGAUAGCGUUUGCUUUAACACUCAGUAACAUAGCCCUUCUAUCUUUUAAUCGAAUAGGAAUCAUUUUAGCUGAUUUGCUUUGUCUUUUUAUGUUUCGUGAAUAUUUUUCUCUGUGAGUGAUGUACAUCGUAAAACAUCUUCCACUUAAGCAAAUAUGAAGACAUUACAUAAAACAUCCCUGAUUAUUUUGAAAUCAGGUGCAAAGGGAUGAAAGAUAUGCCACAUAAGGACUCUGUCUCUUAAAAACUGUUUAUCAUGUACAGAAGAGCUGAUAGAGCAAGUGCAAAGGCCACCUCAUCAGGUGCUUAUUAUGCAGCUGUAAAUGUGCCAGGUUUGAAAAGCUGCCAGAAUAGCUAGACUGUAUUUUGUGUCCAGGUAGAAGUUUGUUCUUUCCCCACAUUACUCCUGCAAAAAGAUUGCUUUCCUGUCAGCUACUUUCUUCAUACAAUUUCUUCACAAUUCUGCCUGUAGGUUCCAACUUUAAUUAGUGAAUCUAUGUUCAGAUUGUCCCCUUUUUCUUCUUUGCAAAUUCAUGGUAAAAGAACUGAUACAGCAGUUCAGCCUUUUCUUCUAUGUCUAACACAUUGGUUUCUUCCAGCUCAUUCUGGUGUGUUCCUUCUAUGGCUUUUGAUCUGUGAUUUGAAACAAACACCAGAUACUUUUGACCCAAUGAAAAGUAUAAGUGCUCAGGUAGAAACCCUUCUCACCCCCAAUUGCAUCUCCAACCCAGUAUUUUUGUCCUGUUGCCAGGUUACAUAGCCCGCUGUAUGACCCUCAAUGGCAAAAACUAAAAACAAUCCAUUGCACCUCUAACAGACCCAGACUUUGUCCAUGCAAGGUCUGGCUAUUGACCAAAAAAGUGAGUUAUCAUGUUUAAUCCUUUUGCAAACAGUUCUAUCCCUGUGGGAUUUUGAAGGGAUUUUGGUAGUAGUUUAGACAGUGCUGAAAUAAAAGGCAGGGCACAGGUGGAAGCAAAAGUCAAGAACUGUGCCAGUGUUGUUCAAGUAUUGCUUAAGCAGCAUAUUCAAGCAUUAUGUCUUGAAAAAUGCUACCCAGAAAGCAUUGUAUUAGACAACCAGAGACAGUCUUGAAAUAGCUACUUAAUUCCCAGUGCAAUUAAAGAUUUUUCCCUGUUAUUGACUGGGUUGCAUUUAGCUUGUGAAAUAUGGUAAUGCACGGCAUUCAAGGACACUCUUGCUCCUGCAAAAUUUGGAAGAAUUUCAAGAAGUUGUGCUAACUUAUGCAUUCAUCCCAUUAUUUCCAAGCCAUUGUUUGAGUGGCAAAACUCAUUACAUUAUCUCCAUUCAUAAGGCACAGACUAUUACAGGAUACUGAUGUCAGUUUGGCAUGGCUUAAAUAUUAACUCAUCAGCCUUCUCACAAAAUUAGGACGUGUUUUUAAAUGUGUCAGAAACAGUUAGAGGUGCUAAAAGAUGCUGCGGCUGCCUUUUUUGAGAGAACUUAACUACAGGUCAGGUCACUACAGUACUGUCAUCAGCACCUCUGUCAUGACUGUGACACAUGCUGCCCAAAGGGCACACACCCCAUGUUGCUCACAGUAAAGCUUGGUAACAUAAAGCAACAGUCUGACUCCUAUCUGUAGGAAGAUAGAGAUUUUACAACGGUCACUCAUUUGCUUAUACCCAUUUACCAUGCAAACGGAUGCUGCUUUAUCCAGUACCACUGUGUUGAACUGAGCAAAAGAGUUAGUUUCAUUAAAUAACAGAUAAUAUAUAACAGCAAAAGUAGGGCAUACGUUUAAAAACCCAACCCCAAAAAAAGUUGAGAAGUUGCAUAAAGCAAAUUAUAUGUAAUGACAGAUAAUUCAAACCUUGUUUUGCAAGUAAUUUAAACCCCAUACUUAACUGAAAAUAGAAGUGAAAGGAAGAAAAAAAGUGAUGAAACAGGUCCCAACUAGUUAGUCACAUUCGCAUUUUUAAAGACAUAUACUCAUAUAUUCAGCAAGACAAUGCCAAAUCCGAGUGGGUGCUACACUGACCUGCCUGCAGUUCCAACUUCUCCCCCAUUGAAACUAUUUCAUAGAUAGAUAGAUAGAUAGAUAGAAAGAUAGAAAGAUAGAAAGAAAGAAAGAUUAUCGCAGUCCGACAAAAUACAAUAAAAUAAAAUAAAUAAAAUACAAGACAAGACAAUGAAAAACAAGAUAUAAACAAUAUAUACACAUGAAACCUUCGAUAGAAUACCUAAAUAUAAUGAAUCUUAAAUAGAAUACUGGAAUACUGUGGAUAUGUACAUGUGCAUACAGCGUGCAAUAUAACAAUAUAUGCAAUAUAAUAUUUGAAACACUGAACUAGGGCUGCUUGUUUAUGGCAAAAAUCAUAAUCACAAUUAUUUUGACUGGUAUUGAGAAAAGAGUGAGAUUCUUUGAUAAAAUAAAAUGACUUCUACAAUCGAUUGAUUAUUAAUUGAUUGGUUUAGGGCCUUUUUAUCUUAUCAGUUGUCUGUAUAUGAAAAUUGACAGUCUGGGCCAUUCAAUGCACAGGCUUUUACCACCCAGGAGAAAAGUAGCUUCAGACACUCCUAUGGUCCCUUUGAAAAAAAAGAAACUCACAAUAUGGUUAUUUGAUUUUAGUUGUAACACAAAGCUGUGCAUAAAAGAAAAAGUGAACCAAACAAUAGAGGGAAGCUUGUAAGAGUCUGACUGACAUCUUCAUCUGUUCCUCUAUGUUUCAACAGUAACGGUGUGAAUGUAGAAGGAGCCACCCACAAGCAGGUGGUGGACCUGAUCCGGGCUGGAGAGAAGGAGCUGGUGUUAGCCGUGCUGUCGGUUCCACCUCAAGAGGCUGACUGCCUGGAUCCAGGAGACGAUAUUUCAGCCCAGUCCUGCUAUGAUUACUCUGAUAAACAGGCCGUCCCGAUCUCUGUGCCGAGCUACAAACACACAGAGCUCAACCAGGAAAAGUUUGUGGUGGGUGCAGUUGUGAAUGAAUUCAUAGAUGGCUGAUUAAGAAGAGGGAAAGGAGAUGACAAAAAAAGUGGAUGGCUUGAAAAAUAAAAAGAUGCCUACACUGAAAUAACAUGUAAAAAUAACUGUGAAAUUGUGACAUUAUUGUGAAAUAAUUAAAUUAGUUUCAUUACUCUUCCUCUCUUACAGGUGUAUAACGUGUACAUGGCUGGCAGACAACUUUGUUCCAAGCGUUACCGGGAAUUCGUGAUCCUACACCAAAAUCUAAAAAGGGAAUUUGCCAAUUUUACAUUCCCAAAGCUGCCCGGAAAGUGGCCUUUUUCCCUAUCGGAGCAGCAGUUAGAUGCACGACGUAGAGGCCUUGAAGAAUACCUUGAGAAAGGUCAGUUUUCCACAGAGAUUUUAAGCUUUAAGUGUUCAUAUAUGCUCUUUAAAAAAGGUCUCCCCCUUAAUGUCAGUUCUCUCUCAUCUCCAGUGUGCUCUGUGCGGGUAAUCGGAGAAAGUGACAUCAUGCAAGAGUUCCUGUCUGAAUCAGAUGAGGUAAAAAAGAAGGAGAAACCUCCAUGAGUGUGCGUGUGUGUGUGUGUGUUUUUACGGCCCUCUGCCUGUGACUCAUGGCACCGUCUGUCUUUCCUUCUCAUGACCUAGAACUAUAAUGGCGUCUCAGACGUGGAGUUGAGAAUAGCCAUGCCAGACAAAACCACACUCACUGUUAGAGUCCGCAAAAACUGCACUACAGACCAAGUCUACCAGGUAAACACUUUCAAAGGCCUGUAAAAUAAAAUCACUUCUUCUGCUCAAAUGUUCUUCAAGUCAUAUUGUAAAUGCCUAAUCUUGUUUUCCUGUUUUUUUCCCUCCUCCAGGCUGUGGUUACGAAGCUUGGGAUGGACAGCGUAACAGCCAGCUACUUUGCUCUGUUUGAGGUCAUCAACCACACCUUCGGUUAGUCAGAGAAAGUUCAGAGUUUUUGCUCUGAGUUUCACUUUUCUUGCUUCAGCCAUUCUUUUCAAAAUCAUCCUGGUGAACACCUGAAGGCCACUGUACAAGAAUAAUGUUAUUCAUCAUCACCUUGAAUGGUCCUCACUUUUUCUAAGGCCAGCACAGUGCAAAGAUGUCUUCAUCUAAUCUUUGUGUGCUCUUUAGUGAGAUACUGUAUGCCCUUGACCUAUACAAGGGAUAGUUCAUUCUUUUAGACAGGACUAUACAAGCUCCCUGUUACUACUAGGGGUGUUAUCCACAAGGGACCCAGUCUGUUUGGCCUCUUUGAUGAGAAACCAGACGGAGAAGUGGCACAGGAGCUAGGUUAUACACCGCUGCAGACAGGGUCAGUUUUACAAAGUCAUUUAUUAUCUCCCUUCUCUCUUUACCUCCUCUUUACACUCUGGUUCAUUAGCGUCUCCUCUUGUACCCACAAUAGAUGACAUGUCUAUGUUAUCAUCAAAUCCUAAGUUUUGGUAUGGUUUUAUAAAGUCUGCAGCUCAAACAGCUGAUCUACAAAUGGUGCAAAAACAAAGACGCUCUUUGAAAACUAAGUGUGUCUUUAAAAAUUCUGAACAUAUAUGAUCAAACUGACCCUGUCUGCAGUGAUCGAUGGCCUGGCCUCUGUUGUUUUCUUAAUGAAGGGUUCUUGCUGACUGGCAUCUUUUGUGAACUAUACAUUUACUAAUAAGUGCUCCGUACAACCGCAUGAAAUAAAAAAAACUAUCCCUUUGGCCCUGUGCAUCUGCUGGCUGCUUUCAGAUUGGCUGGUCGCUCCUGCCAAAUCUCUUGUACUCUGAUAUGCCAAAGAAAAAUGGCCUAAAUGGAUGUCGCCUGUCAUUAUUUAAAGUCAUUGCCUUGCUCUCAUUACAGCACCUCUGUGUCCAACUCCUCCUUACAGCUUGAUCCUAUAUCUAGGCGUCCCCACAGCUCCUAUCUAUAGAUACAAUAUUUAACGGAUUAAAAAUAAUCUUUUCCAGUUUUAUGGAUUAUCAGUACAUUAUUGUAGGGAUUGCGAAAUAAAAAAUAGCUAAUUUUUUCUGGUUCUAAAUUCUUAAAUGGAAGAGUUCCCUCCUUUAUUGUCAUUUGAUAAACAGCACAUAAUGAGGCCAUUUGUUUUUGGACAGUAGGUGGAACUGAAGAACCAACUUGAGGAUGUCACGUUAGGCUCUUUGGAAUCAUUUUUGGUGGAAAAAAAAUCAUCACGAAUCCCUACAAACGCCCACAUAUCCAUCAAUCAGUUAAUUCUUAAAUGUUGGCGUUAUUUUUUUAAUAACUUUUGAAUGUGGCUGUUAAUUUAAAAUAAAGAAAAUUUCAACUUUAACUUCUUUUACACAAAGUUUCCUCUAACUUUGUCGUUUCACAUUACCUGACUUUAUGGCAGUGGAUGCCGUGCUGCGGCAGUAAACAGCAUCUCUGCUGAGGUGGGUAGUAGCCUUUGUGUUGUUGGCAAAGGACUGGCCUCAGAGAGCCCCCUCUCGUAAGCCAAAAUGGGACUAUGAAGAGCUGUUUUGAAGCUGAAAGCGCUGUUUCUUGCGGUGCCAAAUGAUCUGGAUCGCUAAAAAGAGCCUAAAUUCCCUUCAUUUGGAGUGUCUAUGCAGAGGUUGUCUACCUGAGAUAGAUGCAUGCAAUCCCUGCUCUAAUGGGGUAGGACUGAUCUCAGAAAACUUGAGAAAGAUCAGACAGCUGGUGAAGAUUUGCACUAAGUUGUAGCUUUGAAGUUAUAAUUGGAUCUUAAUGGAUAUAAUUAAUAAUAAUAAUUAUAAUAAUAAUAAUGAGUAUAACUUUAUUUUUAUAGCACUUAAAAAAAGAGUUUACAAAGUGCUUUAACAUGCAGGAAAAGAUAAAAACAACAGAACAACAACAAGAGAACACUUGGAGGGAAAGAGCCUUGACAAGACUAAAACUCAGACUACAUGAUGACGUUAUUGGCAACAAAGAAAUAAAAUAAAAUAAAAAUCGGUGGAAGAUAUAAAAGCUUAAAUGAGCGUCACACGAGCCGAGCUUGUCAAACAGGUUUUAUGUUAAUGUUAAGUUUGAACAGAGGAUUAACCUUGAUCAAAGCCAAGUCUUUGUUAACAUAUGAAGUGGGUUAAAUUUCUGAUUUACUUUGCCUACCUCUAAACAUGAACCUUUAUCCUACUGAGGUGACAUCCACCCACACAUUUAGUGCAUAGAGCACUUAUCAGUUUUAAUUAGCAGACUGAAUCUAACCAAUCAUUUUAAUAUCCCUCUCUGCCAAUGGGUGACCCAAUGAAAGUUGUCUGGCAACUCAAUUUGGGUCAUGACCCUAAGUUUGGGAUCACCAAAGUCAGCAGGUUUCAAUCUUUGGGUGCUCUUCAUUGCUUGGGGUGCUUUUUAUAUGCAGCCCGUCACUCUAACAUCUCUCCAUUAGUGCAUUUUUGGAGGAUUGUGUUUGUGCAUUUAAGUCUUUCUGCCUAACGUGUGUAGCAUGUUCAAUGACGGAGUGAAAACAUUGAAUUUUCUCCUGGAGAUAGGGGAAGCAUAUCUUCCUCCUUUCAGUUCAUUAACCUUUCUUUUGUAAAGCAAAGUUACAGAUAUAAUUGUUUCCUCUGAAAGAUGCUCUGUGUUUUGUUUUAUUGUGAUAAUGAAGUCUGUAAAUUUACAUCUGUCUGUUUAAUGAGGCCAUUCAACUCUUUUAUUAUUUCUGUCGAUAACAACACGUUUGGAAAACCUGUAAUUUGUCAAGACAGAAAAUCACUCACUUUCUCAAUCACUCGCCUUCUUUUUCCAUCCCUUCCUCCCUUCUAUUUGUCUCUUUCUUCUCCAGUACGCAAGCUGGCCCCAAAUGAAUUCCCCCACAAACUGUAUGUACAGAAUUAUACCUCAGCCAUCCCAGGAACCUGCCUCACAUUGCGUAAGUGGCUCUUCACCACAGAAGAAGAGAUUCUGCUGAAUGAAAACCAGCUGGCAGUUAACUACUUCUUCCACCAGGUCUGUGCACAAGUCAGAUCUCUUCACGUCUCUGAAUGUAUGAACGUUUUCGUCUUUUUUAACCGUAACUUCCCCUUUUUUUCUCUUGUGGUCCAAUCUGUGCAGGCUGUGGAGGAUGUGAAGAAAGGCUUCAUUAAAGCAGAGCAAAAGUCCUACCAACUGCAGAAGCUGGCUGAGCAGAAGAAAAUGUCAAUGGUUAGUAUUUCACAUAAGAGCCGACACUCCACGACUACUUUACUACAGCUCUGAGUCACAGACACAGAAAGAAGAGUUCAGUUCAUCUUAUGUCAUCUCGUCUCUCCCACCUGUUCGGUCUCCCUGCACCGCUUGUGAUAUAACAAUAAGGAGCAGAGUCUUCUGGGAGUGGAGGUUGACUAACAGAAAGAGUGUAGUAAUGUAGAGGAGGAAAUGUGCAUUUAUACUUAAUUCUGUUUUAAAACUACCAAAUACUUUGGACAGAUUAACCAAGUCUUUAGUUCCGAUCAGGUUGUAUCCGGUUGAAUUUUGUCGUAUGGCUGUAAAGCUAAAGGACAUUUACACAUCAAGUGGUGCUUCCCUCAAGUACACGUUGUAACACAGGGUAAAGAAAAACAAAAAAAAACCUUGUCUCAUGUCUUCUGCCUCUACCUCUCUUAGUAUCUGAGUUUGCUGAGGAGUUGUGAGGGCUACAACGAGAUCAUAUUCCCCCACUGUUCCUGCGACUCCAGACGCAAAGGCCACGUCAUCACAGCCAUCAGCAUUCACCACUUCAAGCUGCAUGCCUGCACAGAGGAAGGGACUCUUGAGGUAUCACAAAAAAAACUGUUUUUGUGUUUGUUUUCUUGCAUUCAUUUAAAUAUAUGUUAAAGGGAGGAAACAUGAACUGAAGUUUCAGUUUUGUUCCAGAACCAGGUAAUUGCAUUUGACUGGGGGGAGAUGCAGAGAUGGGACACGGAUGAGGAGGGUAUGGCCUUCUGCUUUGAAUACGCCCGAGGAGAGAAGAAACCACGCUGGGUGAAGAUUUUUACACCUUAUGUGAGUAUGAACCUGCACAUUAUAACACAUGUGCCACAGUGCAGCAGGGAAAGUACAGAUUUUAAAUGAUUACAAGGCAAUUUGGAACAAUAGUUUGAAUUUGAAACUUUUAAAGAAAAUACAUUUUCAAUUUAGGGAAUGCCCAGACUUUGAUAUCCUUUUCUUAUUGCCAGCAAAAUUUAUCAAGUCUUUCUUAUUCUUAGGCUCAAUUGAAAUUUCCUAACCCAUGUUUUUGUCUUUGCAUUUUCUGUUUAGUUCAACUACAUGCAUGAGUGCUUCGAGAGAGUCUUCUGUGAGCUCAAGUGGAGGAAGGAAGUAAGAACCAUUUACUGACAGACAAUGCUGUUUUUGAACAGGCCGUUUUUAUGUGUAGGUUUCUUAGACUCUUGUGUUUCCACAGGUGGAAGAGGAGGCCACAGACAAGGACAAUAAGAACUGCAGUAAAGAUGGUAUGUGUGGCAAGGUAAGGCUUUGCCUGCCUCUGUCCAUUCCAUGAUCAGUCAUAGCCUGAGUGAAUUUCACUGUAUUCUGCCUCUGAGUUUGUCUCCGUCUGUGUUGCCGUCCCCGCUGCAGAAUAUUUUCCAGCUGCUGAGGCACAGAAGGGAUGGAGGCACCUAGGAAGGGAGAUCGUUACCUCUUAACUAGACACCGCCGUCACCGUCUCCGCUCAGUCCAGCCCUCGUUUAGCCCUCCAGCUAUUAGCUACAUGGUCAUCUUAUACACUACCAACAGCUACAACCUGAGAACCUUACCCUCUGUACAUGCAAACCAACAAGCAUCUGCAAAUCAACAAAGUGGAUAAACAGCAGGAUAAGAAGCUUAAAACACAUGAACUAGAAACUCUUAAAUCGAGCACAUCAUAAUCAUGCAUUUAGCAGUGCUCUGUCAAAAAGAAUUGAGGCCUCUGUCGAAUUACGGAUCCAUUUCAGCCUUCGUCUUGUCAGCAGCGACUUGAAGUGGAAUGUUUCUUGCACACGAGGAGGCUUCGAGGAAAAAUUUUUGGACUAACAAGGAAAUCCGAAGCUGUAAGUGCUCAAAAGGGAAGAUGAAUAACACUGAACAGGGAUACUGAAGGUUUGACUGCAGAAAGACACUGAGCAGAUCAGAGCUGCAGUGUCUUUGCUCUUUUUCGCCAGGUGUGAAACAUGCAUGCAGUGUGUUAAGACAUGGGAACAAUGAGUGCAGCAGAGCCCUAAAAUGAAAGAGGCCAAGCAGAGCUGGGUCCUUCGAAUGUAAGUGCCCCUUGAUUUGUGGCAUAUUAUACAUUUUCAUUUGUUUGCUUCUAAGUUUGCUUUAAAAAAUGACAACUAUUAACAUUUUAAUGUGGAAAAGUAAGAGAAGGGAGAGAGAAAGGGAUUAUUAUUAGUUAGGAUUAUCAAGACACAUUUUUCAGUCAGUGAAUGCAGCUGUGAUGAUGAUGAUGAUGAUGAUGAUUGAUCAUGAGUGGGAACAUGUUUAAAAAUGGACCAAAGUUGCACUUUAUUCAACAGUAUUAACAGCCUCCAAAAUAACCUAAAAUAAUGGGAAUAACACACGAUCUAGUUUGUGCUUUGUUUACAUCCGUUUUUGACUCACUAACAACAGUAUGAUUUUUUUAACUGCAUUAUAAGAUGGCUUUUGCAUCCUGCAGAGCCACGCAUUAAACUUUUAUGUAUUAAUAAUAUUACAUGACACUCUGUUCUCCCCUGCAGCAGUGAUGUUGGACACUGAUCAGACAUGCUGGAGUGUGCAUUUCCCCUUUAAAACAGCAGGGGUCCUACUCACUCUGUUGUCUCUGCUGCUGCUGCAGCCGGUGAUUGCUUUGUUUCUGAGAGCUCCCACUGGAUUUAUAACAAGCCUGUAAUUCAAACUGCAGCACUAUUUAUCUCUGUAGCCGGUACUUCCUGUACCGUUAAACUGCUCGUGCAUUCUGGAUUCAGGUUAAGUAGGGAGAGGCUUUCUUAGCAAAACAGGCAGCUUGUACUCUUCAUCAACAUGAUAGAUAUAAAGUGAAGUGUGCACAUUCACUGCAGGCUGCGCAGCAACAGCAGUGCAAUGUAAUAAACAGUGUAAUUUAAUGUUCCUCGAAAUGAGCCCAGUUAGUGUUCCUAUUCCUGGUAAGCCAUUAUAAUAAGGUUAUAUUAAACAUAUUACAGCAUUAUUAUCUGAUGAUAAAAUACUUCAGGUUGACAAAUUGAUGAAGAAAUAAUUGAAUUACCGAUCAUUGCGUCAUUCUAACUCUUAAACUCACAUUAAAUAUUUAUAUUUGCUUAGUGCAAUAUUUUGAUGCUACUUCUUUAUGCUUCAUUAUCGCUUCAGUGCUUUAUUAACUCAUUUUGAAGGAGGAUUUGCAUGUGUUUUGAAUUUUAUUUUCUCUAUCCAGAAUUUUCACAAGAUGCUGCCUCAGGUUAAAAUGUUUCAUUAUCUCAUUUGUGAUGAGCUAAUACUUGAAAUUAUUUGUAUUCAAACAUGGCUAAUUUUUCCACCGUCAUGUAAGGUAAUUAAAGAUUUUAUUCACGCCAAAAGCAAAAACCAAAACAAGACAUAUAAUUGAGUCAGUAGACUAAAAAUUUCAGCUUUUUUCAAGCCAUUAGUCUUACAAGGCGAAUUGUGAUGAGAUCAAUCGUUUUUGAUCACUCUCAAGGAAGUAAAGAGUCAAAAUUAGCAGUAUUGGAAGAGUGCUUGUUCCAGUGAUGGUGCUGCUCAGCCAGGCCAUUUUUAAUUGAUUAAUGAGCUCCAGCAGACCUCAGUCGGGGUGUAAAGGAGCUUUAAUUGAAUGUGUUUGAGUCUUAAAUUGAUUGGUUGGAUGUGCAGUCCUAAAGGUGGAAUGAAUUUCCCAGGAUUCUUGUCUGUGUACUGGACCAUGUCUGACACGGUCGAUUGUCCGCUCUGCCCACCUCCAACUGUUCUGCCCCCCCCCUUUCUUCUCUCUCUCUCUCUUUUCCUCUCUCAUCCCGACAUAAGUUCAUUGUCACUAACGUUAUUUAUUUCAGUAAGAUAAAAUAUAAAAAUUUGUUAUCUGUUAAGUUUUUCUCCUGAUAUGCUUUGGAUUAUAAAGAGUCAAACUAAGAAGAGGCUGGACAUAAACAACCUGCAGGUUCUCUGACAUGCUGAAAUGUAUAAUUUAAGAUGAAGUGUUUGGUUACACCGCUUACUGUAAUAAAUUGUAACAUAUUCUUUUGAAUAAACAGUUUAUUGAUUCAAAGUUGGUCUUUUGUUUAUGGAGUGUGUGUGUGUGUGGGAACCUUGGACAACAGCUGUAGGUGGGAGUUUAGAGCCGUGUCCUGCCAAAAGCCUGGAGCUAUACACAAGCUUCUCCUUGAGCGGUGGGAGAAUAAUUCUAUAAAGAUAAUUUCACUCUCCCUCUGUCUUUGUGUACCCACAUCUGUUUCCUUU